AUUUGGGAUCUGCGCAGUCUCUACUCGAAAAAAAGAGAUCAAAAGGUGGAAGGUGACGAAGAUAUACUUAACACACUCAAUAAGCAUGCCUACAUGUGCCCAGCUGAAACCAUUCCAGUGGGGAAUUCAAAGGAGCUUCUCUGUGGAGAUGGAGCGAGUGGUGAAUACCUCUAUGCUGCUCGCUUGCUGCCUAGUCACGCUGUUGUCUGUGGAGGCUCCGGAUUUCGUGAAGUUCGGGUAGUGAGCCGCGAAACGAAGAUGGCAAGUCGUGAUUCCUUGUUGUUUCAUACUACUUCUCAUUGUGGGAAUCUCGAGCAAUUCACUAUCUUGUCACUUCAGUAG
Molecule: messenger RNA, 342 nt
Organism: Rodentolepis nana
Lineage: Eukaryota; Metazoa; Platyhelminthes; Cestoda; Cyclophyllidea; Hymenolepididae
Source: the annotation of a GenBank genome assembly